AGUAGCUCGUCUAGUUCAUCCAGUUCAUCUGUUAAGGAUAACAUUGAUGUGGCUAACAACGAACCAGGACCUUCUUUGGAUACGAGUGAAAAUACUACUGAACAAGUAAUUAAUAAAAAGCAGACUAGAAAACGACAAAAAAUCCGCAGCAAUGGAAACAAGUUGUUUCUAAACGUUUAAAAAAUAGUGGCCAAGAAUACACAACAAAAAGAGGAAAAAUCGCACUAGCAAAAUCUGUACGUCCUCCAUGCAAAAGCUCGUGCCGACUAUCGUGUUCUACGGAAGUUUCUUUUGAAACGAGAAGUGUUAUUUUUAAAACCUACUGGGAAUUAGGAUCAAACCAAAGACAGAAAGACUUUCUUGCGUCAUGUAUUAAAAUACAAAAUCCUACAACCCGAAGAAUUAAGAUCGCAGCAAAUAGCACCACAUUUAAAUUACAUAGAAAACCUAACUCGACCUACCAUUUUGUAAUAAAUGGUAAAGAAAUCAGGGUUUGUAAGAUUUUUUUGUUGAACACUUUGUGUAUCGGUGAAAAAACAUUGCGGCUUGUAAUCGAUAAAUUAUCCGAUCAAACAUUGAAUAUAAUGGGUCCUGUCGAUAAUCGUGGGAAACAUAAUAAUCAUAGUAAAUUAAGUGAUACAGUCUUUGAAUCUGUCCGAGAUCAUAUAAAUUCCAUUCCUAGAACAGAGAGCCACUACUUACGGGCAAACACAACAAGAGAAUUUAUAGAUGGAAGUUUAACCAUAGCGGAGCUUCAUCGUGACUACAAACUAAUUCAAGAAGCCGCUGGAAAAGAAUUCGCAAACUAUGUUACCUACUAUCGAAUUUUCAAUAAUGAUUUUAAUCUUGGUUUGUUUAAUCCCCGCAAAGAUCAGUGCCAUGAAUGCGAGGGGUACAAAAACUCUACAGAUAAAGGACCACUAAAAGACAAAUACAAUAAACACCUAGAAGAGAAGAGUUUAAGUAGAUUAGAAUUGAAACACGACAUAGAACAAUGUAAAAGUAAUGGUUCUAAUAAUAUAGUUGCCAUUUUCGAUCUCCAAGCAGUUUUACCUUGUCCAAUUGGCCAAUCGUCAGCUUUCUUUUAUAAAUCAAAGUUGAAUUGUUACAAUUUCACGGUAUCCAAUAUAAAUGAUGAUACUACAGUUUGCUUCUUCUGGCACGAGGGUCUUGGGAAACGCGGCGCCAAUGAAAUUGGAACAUGCGUUUACAAGUUUUUGGAGGAACUGUCUAGUAAACAACCAAAUAAGGACAUAAUAUUUUAUUCCGAUAAUUGCUGUGGACAGCAAAAAAACAAAUUCGUUUUCAUAAUGUAUUAUUUUGCUGUGAACACAUUGCCUAUAAAGUCGAUCACACAUAAAUUUCUUAUUAGGGGACAUACCUAGAAUAAAGCCGAUGCUGUCCAUUCUAUAAUAGAAAAGAAUGUUAAACGUGCAAAAAAAGCUGGACCAAUAUACACUCCGGCAGAAUACAUAGGACUUAUAAAAAAUGCCAAGAAAAAGGGGGAAUCAUUUACUGUUAAAGAAAUGAAUUUCGAUUCUUUCUUUGAUAUGAAGAUGUUAUCUGAUGAUGUUAAUUUGAACGUAACCAAGGAUGUUGAUAGAAAUUCGAUUAAGAUUUUGGAAAUCAAAGCGAUCGAAUUUACUAAAGGUUCAGAGACAUACCAAUACAGGGACAGCUACAAGUCAGACAAGUGGACAGUAGCAAACAUUCGAGUAGGCCGUAUUGGUAAUAGAAAUAUAAGAGUGAAAGAUAUCAUAUUAAAACAGCUAUACAACGAAAAGUUGCCAAUCCCUAACCGAAAGAAAGAAGAUAUUCUUCAAUUGAUAUCCUCAAAUAUAGUUCCUAA
Aricia agestis (brown argus) is the source of this 1849-nucleotide messenger RNA. RefSeq lists its product as uncharacterized. NCBI's taxonomy places the organism in Eukaryota, Metazoa, Arthropoda, Insecta, Lepidoptera, Lycaenidae. The record is from RefSeq and is a predicted model, not a curated record. The transcript is spliced from 3 exons. The coding region runs from base 585 to 1385 and encodes 266 amino acids.